AUGGAUAUCCGGCUUGACGUGGACGAGACCGGCUCCUCCUAUCCCAUCCCAUCGGAUGCCGAUGCCCUGCUCUAUCAUCACACCUCUACCGAAACACAACAAUCACCCCAUCAUUCCGAGCACGGCCACGGCCACGAAGAUAUACCGAGCCAGGCCGAGUCCAUCGAAUCCCAUACCCGCCCAGCGCCCAACAUGCCCCCGCCGAUCACCCACGAACUCGACCCGUUUACCCAUUCGAUCGGGAUCUCAGACGAGGACGAGCAAGGUUAUGCCUAUGGAACCGAGGAUGAGAAGGAGCCCGCAUACGCAAACAUCGUCCUCGAGGAUCACACCUCCUCAUCCACCCAACUCAACUCUCUCAACACACCCGCCAACCCUCACUGGGGCCCCGCACCCGCCGGACGCGCCCUCAGGCGCAAUCGCACCAGGAAGAGGGUCGCACUCACAAACGGAAACUUGGUUAUCGACCGCCCCAUACCCGCUCGAUUGUUAAGCUUCCUGCCCCGUCGCGGAGAGGAGGAGUUCGAGAUCAUGUCUUACACCGCUGCCACGUGUGAUCCUGAUGAUUUUGAAUCUGAGAGAUACACCCUCCGAGCUGCUAAGAUGAACCGCGAAACCGAACUGUUUGUGGGAGUGACGAUGUACAAUGAAGACGAAGUGUUAUUCACGCGAACGAUGCACGGAGUUAUGAAAAACAUCGCCCAUCUUUGCACCAGAAAUAAAUCCAGGACGUGGGGAAAAGACGGCUGGAAGAAAGUGGUGGUCUGCAUCGUUGCGGAUGGGCGGAAGGUCAUUCAUCCACGAGUUCUCGACUGUCUUUCCGCAUUAGGUGUUUAUCAAGAUGGCGUAGGAUCCAACAUGGUUCAAGACCAACCCGUGACAGCACACAUUUACGAGUUCACCACCCAACUUUCGGUAGACAGUGACCUGAAGUUCAAGGGAUUAGAGAAGGGGAUCGUGCCCACACAGAUCAUCUUCUGCAUGAAAGAGCGCAACCAGAAGAAGAUCAACUCUCACCGGUGGAUGUUCAACGCCUUCUGUCCACUCCUUCAGCCCAACGUCUGCGUGCUUCUCGACGUGGGCACCAAACCGGGCCCGCGUAGCUUGUACCAUCUCUGGAAAUGCAUGGAUCUCAACUCAAACGUCGGUGGCGCGUGUGGUGAGAUUUGUGCGAUGAAAGGCAAAGGCUGGCUCGGACUACUCAACCCCCUAGUGGCCGCUCAAAACUUCGAAUAUAAAAUGUCAAACAUCUUGGAUAAACCAACGGAAUCCGUAUUCGGCUAUAUAUCUGUUCUACCCGGCGCAUUCUCAGCCUAUCGAUACAUUGCACUCAAGAACGAUGAGAUCGGGCGGGGACCGCUAGCGUCGUACUUCAAGGGCGAAACGCUUGCCGGUCGGGAUGCGGAUGUGUUUACGUCGAACAUGUAUCUGGCCGAGGACCGGAUCCUGUGCUGGGAGCUGGUGGCCAAACGCGGGCACAACUGGGUGCUAAAGUACGUCAAGAGCGCCUGGGGCGAGACCGAUGUGCCCAACGAGGUCCCAGAAUUCAUCAGUCAGCGCCGUCGUUGGCUCAACGGAAGCUUCUUCGCCGCUAUCUAUUCCUUGGCACAUAUAGGCCAGAUGUCUCGCACCGAACACUCCCGAAAGAAGGCUCUUGCACUCUACUUCGAAGGACUCUACAACUUUUUGAAUCUUUUAUUUGCUUGGUUUGGAUUGGCAAACUAUUACAUUUUUUUUGUACUACUAUCAUCCUCACUCGAAGACCCAUCUCUCAAAAUGCCCAAGGCGAUCACAAUUAUCAAUACUUUAUUACACUAUCUCUAUACUGGAACUUUGAUAGGGUGCUUUUUGCUAUCCAUGGGAAACCGGCCACAAGGGGCCAAGUGGAAAUAUAUUUCUGCUAUGAUCAUUUUUGCAUGCCUUGCACUCUACAUGUUGGUCGCGUGUGUGUUGAUUUUAGUCAAAGCUGUCAAGGGUGGAGCCAAUGCCACCCUUUAUGCGCAGAUCGUCAUUUCAUUGAUUGCUACUUUGGGCUCUUGGAUCACGUCAAGUGUCCUGGCGCUAGAUCCGUGGCAUUUGCUAACCUGCAUGUUGCAGUAUUUGUUAUUGGCCCCAGCAUAUAUCAACGUACUCAACGUCUAUGCAUUCGCAAACCUUCAUGAUUUUUCUUGGGGAACGAAGGACCACAAUAUCAUUUUAACCGACCUGGGAGUGGCAGUCUCUGCUGGCGAUUCGAAAGUAGAGAUCACAUGCCCGCUGGAGCAGAAAGAUCUUGACCAGACUUAUGACGACGCGCUGAUGAACCUGAAAACUCGGCCGAAAUUGGUCGAAAAGAACCGGUCGGACAAGGAGAAAGAAGCUCUAAAGCAAGACUAUUACAAAAGCGUCCGAACAAACGUUGUCCUGCUCUGGACGCUCACCAACGGUAUCUUGGUCGCUUGCAUUUUGGAUGGCGAUGUGAGAAGCUCCUUUGCUUUGGGAAAAGCCAGCUUGAAGGUCCGGCUAUACAUGAUCAUCAUUCUUGGCUUUGUAGCCUUCAUGGCGCUGAUCCGGCUCGGCGGAUCAACAAUCUACCUCGGCAUCCGGCUGUUUGCCGGCUGA
Puccinia triticina is the source of this 2601-nucleotide messenger RNA. RefSeq lists its product as uncharacterized. Bases 1 to 2601 code for a protein of 866 amino acids. Gene Ontology annotation, cellular component: cell periphery; cell septum. Gene Ontology annotation, molecular function: chitin synthase activity. The transcript is spliced from 13 exons. NCBI's taxonomy places the organism in Eukaryota, Fungi, Basidiomycota, Pucciniomycetes, Pucciniales, Pucciniaceae. The record is from RefSeq and is a predicted model, not a curated record.